CUCCUCUAUUCAUGGAAGAUCUCUCUCUCUCUCUCUCUCUCUCUCUCUGAGAGGAGUGAUUUUUGUAUUAGAAAAAGCCCACCAGUGUAUUGUUUACCUGUAAAUUAAAUACAUACAGAUUGGGGACACUGAAAGAGAUUUUUUUGAACAACCAUGGGAUUAGGAGGAGAUGGAGAUGGAGAUGGAGAAGGAGAUGGAGUUGACAAGACCCAUUUGUUGCAUUCAACCCUCCCUUCUUCUUCUUCUUCAUCUAUUGAACCCCUCAAACCUUCCCUCAUGAGAACUGGGAACUUAUGGACUGCAUUUGCACACAUUAUAACAGCACUUGUAGGCUCUGGGGUUCUAUCCCUGGCAUGGAGCAUCGCUCAGCUAGGUUGGAUUGCAGGUCCAUUGUCCAUGCUCUUCUUUGCAUCAAUUGCACUUAUAUCUGCCUUCCUUGUCACCAACUGCUACAAAUCUCCCGACUCUGAUUACGGCCCAACCAGAAAUCGCUCCUUCUUGGAAGCUGUUCAGAUGAUUUUAGGAAAGAGGAGUGCUUCGCUUUGCAGCAUUCUCAUACGAUUAAGUAUGUUUAAGGGUGGAAUUGUAUAUACCAUUACAUCUGGCAUCAGCAUGAGGGCAAUUCAGAAAUCAAAUUGUUAUCACAAAGAAGGCCGUGAGGCUGCUUGCGAAUAUGGAACUACUUCUUAUAUGCUUCUAUUUGGAAUUAUACAAAUUGUAAUGUGUCAGAUACCUGAUUUCCACAACAUGGGAUGGCUCUCAACUGUUGCUACAAUCAUGUCCUUCUGUUAUGCUAUCAUCGGAUCGGCACUUGGUUUAGCAAAGUUAAUAGGGAAUGGAUAUAUUAAGGGUGACAUUGUAGGGGUCUCAACUUCUACUGCAACUCAAAAAGUACUGUUGGUAUCUCAAGCGCUCGGUGACAUUGCUUUUGCCUAUCCAUUCUCUGUAAUUCUGCUUGAGAUACAGGACACUUUGAAGUCACCUCCGUCAGAAAAAGUUACCAUGAAGAAGGCUUCAGUGACGGCGACUUGUAUUACAACCAUUUUUUACAUCUGCUGUGGCGGAUUUGGCUAUGCAGCCUUUGGGAAUUCUGCACCGGGAAACCUCUUGACAGGAUUUGGAUUCUACGAGCCAUAUUGGCUCAUAGACUUUGCUAAUGUGUGUGUUUCUGUUCAUUUAGUCGGAUCAUAUCUGUUAUACAGUCAGCCAGUGUUUGCAAUUGUGGAAAGAUGGGCUGCAGAGAAGUACCCAAACAGUGGAUUUGUAAAUAAUAAUUACAUUCUCAAAAUCCCAUUAUUACCUGCUUUUAGAUCAAAUCUUUUCAGGCUGUGUUUUCGAACUACUUAUGUUGCUUCAACAACCAGUGUGGCAAUUAUCUUCCCGUACUUCAACCAAGUCCUUGGAGUGGCGGGAACCUUGACUGCUUGGCCGUUGGAUAUAUAUUUCCCCGUGGAAAUGUAUAUUACGCAGAAAAAUGUCGGAAGGUGGACAAGAAAAUGGAUUGUUCUUCGCGUUUACAGUAUUAUUUACUUGCUAGUGACAACGUUCGCCUUGAUCGGAUCAGUUGGAGGACUUAUAAGUGCAAAAUUCAGCUAAGUUGUUGCAUAAUUACUGAAAGCUAUGAGUGGUGAAGAAUGUGUGGUUGUUACAGACUAACAUGAUAAUCUCAUUUGAAAAUUUUGAGGAUAGAAAUUCUGGUAGGGGUGAGUGAAGAAAUCUCAACAUGGCAGCCUGUGUCGACCAAAAUUGACUCAAAUCAACCUUUGCGGUUUGAGAAGGUGAGUCGGACAGGUUAGAGCGUCUCCAACCCUUACUUAGACUUUUAUCAAAUUUAAAUUUGAUGAAACAAACAUACUUUAUACGCUCUAAUCCAAUAUUGGCAUCAAAUUCAUAUCAAAUGAGGGAAAACUAAAAAUUUCAUCAAAUGAAGGGAGCUUUUCAUCUUUUAUCAAA
Camellia sinensis is the source of this 1953-nucleotide messenger RNA. Its product is annotated as putative amino acid permease 7. NCBI's taxonomy places the organism in Eukaryota, Viridiplantae, Streptophyta, Magnoliopsida, Ericales, Theaceae. The record is from RefSeq and is a predicted model, not a curated record.